Molecule: messenger RNA, 870 nt
Organism: Ostertagia ostertagi
Lineage: Eukaryota; Metazoa; Nematoda; Chromadorea; Rhabditida; Trichostrongylidae
Source: the annotation of a GenBank genome assembly
AUGGAUGAGAAUCUCCUAAAAACAACAAGAGCAUCUGAAACGGAAAGGUUUGAAGAAAAUAUUCAGGAUGAUUUGCCUGCAGAUAUUUUGGAAAAGCUCCAUCUGAUUUCACCCAACGGAAACCUGAAAAAAGCCGCCAUCCUUCUUUUUCAUCCAAAGCCUGAAAAACUGUUUACCGGUGCAACGACUAAAAUAGGAUUUUUCAGAACUGAUGAUGAUUUAGCCUUUCAGGAUGAGGUAAAAGGCUCCCUCAUUGAACAGGCGGAUAAAGUAAUUGAAUUGCUACUUACCAAGUACUUAAAGGCACAAAUCACUUAUAAUGGAUUACAGCGAAAGGAAAGUUUUCCUGUGCCCCCUGCUGCCCUUCGUGAAGCCGUUCUGAACGCCAUUGUACACAAAGAUUAUUCGAGUGGAAUUCCUAUUCAGAUCAGCGUUUAUGAUGAUCAGCUGAUUAUUUGGAAUGAAGGUGAACUUCCGGACGAUUGGACCGUUGCCAAACUGAAGGUGAAGCAUCCGUCCCGUCCAUACAAUCCCGAUAUUGCCCAUGCUUUUUUCCGUGCCGGACUUAUUGAAUCGUGGGGACGUGGAACGAUAAAAAUACUAAAUGAAGCUAAGGCCGCAAAAAUCCCUGCCCCUAUUUUCCGGUAUGAUGACAGCGGUUUUUAUGUAGUUUUUAAUUUUGAGAAGAUAAGUAUUGAACAAAAGGUUUUGGAAUUGAUUAAAGAAGAUCCAAAAAUUACGGUUGUAAGAAUCAGUGAAGCUUUGGCUGUGAACAGCAGAACUAUAUUGAGAACCCUAAAGGUUCUUCGGGAGCAUUCAAUUAUAGAAAGGAUUGGAAACAACAGAACAGGGGAAUGGAAAAUUCUAUAA